AUGAACGGCGACAACUAUUCCAGAGAUCAGGGUCGCUCCAGAGAUCACUAUAGCUCCAGAAACGAAAGAGACGACCGACGAGAGCGCGGCGGCGACCGAGACAGAGAUCGCCGGGGAGACCGAGACCGCCGCCGCUCAAGAUCCCCUCACCACCGAUCGCGCCGUGAUUAUGAGGUAGAUUCAUACUCCUCCAGCCGCGAAUACCGGGCUCGCGAACGUGAAGAUAGGUAUGGCGGUGAUAGGCGAGGCGAGCGAGACUGGAAUCGGGAUCGCGGCCAAAGAAGGCGUGAUGAUGAUCGACCGCCCCGUCGAGGCGACCUGUUCGAUGACCGCCGAGGUGGAGGUGGAGGUGGAGGCGGAAGGCGUGACGAUCGACGAGGUCGCGAAGACCGCGAUGAGUUUGCCCAGCAAGCGAAAGGCGGCCGAAGUCCACCUCCCAAGAAGCGCGAACCAACCCCAGACCUGACUGAUGUGGUGAGCAUCCUUGACCGCAAGAGAAGAAUGACGCAGUGGGAUAUCAAACCUAUGGGCUAUGAGAAUGUCACGUCUGAACAAGCCAAAAUGUCUGGCAUGUUCCCUCUCCCGGGAGCUCCUCGACAGCAGCAGAUGGAUCCUAGCAAGCUCCAGGCUUUCAUCAACCAGCCGCAAGGUGCUGCUGUCACUCAGGCUCUCAAACCAUCUACCGCACGGCAAUCAAAGCGCCUGUUUGUCUACAACAUCCCAGCCAACACUUCAGAAUCAGACAUCCUAGAGUUCUUCAAUCUGCAGUUGAACGGUCUCAAUGUCACGACGAACAACGAUCCCUGCAUUGCUGCCAAUCUGGGCGACAACAAACAGUUUGCGCUGUGUGAGUUCAAGUCGGCCAUUGAAACUACUGUGGCUCUUGCCUUGGAUGGCAUCACUAUGCCGCAGCAUCUGGCAACGGCGAACGGUAGUGGCGGCCCUCCAGCUGGCCUCGACAUCAAGCGCCCAAAAGACUAUAUUGUUCCUGCGGCGGAGGACGACGAGUACACGCCAGGUGAAAUAUCAGCAGUGGUCCCUGACUCUGCUAAUAAGAUCUGCGUCUCCAACAUUCCGCCCUAUCUCACUGAGGAGCAGAUUGUUGAGCUACUAAAAUCCUUUGGUGAUCUCCGCGCCUUUACUCUCGUCAAGGACAAUGGUACCGGCGAGUCACGCGGUAUUGCCUUCUGCGAGUACCAAGAUCCGUCCUCUACCAAUAUUGCUAUCGAAGGACUUAACGGUAUGGAACUUGGCGACGCGAAGCUCAAGGUCGUGCGUGCAUCGAUUGGUUUCACGCAAGCCUCCGGCCUCGAUAUGGGUGUCAAUGCCAUGUCUAUGUUCGCUGGUACUCAGUCAAACGACCUUGAGGGCGGUCGGGUUCUGCAGCUACUCAAUAUGGUUACCGCCGAGGAGCUGAUUGAUAAUGACGACUAUGAAGAAAUCUGCGAAGACAUCCAAGAAGAGUGCUCCAAAUACGGUACCAUCAUCGAGAUGAAGAUCCCUCGCCCUUCAGGUGGCAGCCGGCAGAGUACUGGUGUGGGCAAGAUCUUCCUGAAGUACGAAAAGCCCGAAGAAGCAAAGCUGGCGCUUGAGAAGCUGGCUGGAAGGAAGUUUGCCGACCGCACAGUGGUCACAACUUACUUUGAUGAGGCAAGCUUUGAUGUCAGCGCGUGGUAA
Messenger RNA from Cyphellophora europaea CBS 101466, 1677 nucleotides. RefSeq lists its product as uncharacterized. Bases 1 to 1677 code for a protein of 558 amino acids. Gene Ontology annotation, molecular function: poly-pyrimidine tract binding; pre-mRNA 3'-splice site binding. NCBI's taxonomy places the organism in Eukaryota, Fungi, Ascomycota, Eurotiomycetes, Chaetothyriales, Cyphellophoraceae. The record is from RefSeq and is a predicted model, not a curated record. Gene Ontology annotation, cellular component: U2-type prespliceosome; commitment complex; U2AF complex. The transcript has 5 exons. Gene Ontology annotation, biological process: mRNA processing.